This is a messenger RNA of Periophthalmus magnuspinnatus, 4228 nucleotides long. RefSeq lists its product as uncharacterized. The coding region runs from base 149 to 4228 and encodes 1359 amino acids. The transcript has 17 exons. Gene Ontology annotation, molecular function: guanyl-nucleotide exchange factor activity. The record is from RefSeq and is a predicted model, not a curated record. Lineage: Eukaryota; Metazoa; Chordata; Actinopteri; Gobiiformes; Gobiidae. Gene Ontology annotation, cellular component: cytoplasm.
UAGAUGAAAGAUGGCGGAAGGAGGCGGUGGGACUGCGCAGCGUAAUGUCCACUUUUUAAUUUAACGGUACCGCUGUCGUACGAGCGCGUGGGCUCGUUUUAAGAGUCCGACAAAGUUUUUUGGCAAUGAACCACAGCUGAAAUCGACAAUGAGCCGACGCUUUGAAGGCGUGUGGACCCAGUCCAGUGAACCCUCCUCGCAGUUACCCGCUGAUCACGUCCUGUUUUCUGGAGCUGUCUUAUUCCCCGGGGCUUUCGAUCAGCUGGGCUGUCCUCUGGUUGUAUUCCCAGUAGAUGGACAGACUCGACUCUCUACAGCACUCAGUAAGCCAGAGGUAGUGGACUUCAUCAACUAUUGCCUUUCACAGCACAAUAAAACACAGAAGAGUAGUUUGGUGUCAGUCGUGGCAGAUCUCCGAGAAGCAUCUGCUUCUUCCACGCGGUUCAUUGCUGAGACGCUGCUUUUGCUUGAGCAACAGAAGAGAACAGUUCACAGUGCAUAUAUAAUUCAGCCAAAGAGAAAAGAUGUGCUACGGCUGUUAGGCAAACUGUGGAGCCUCCCCAAAUUAUUGCCCAAUACUUUUAAGAAAGUUCUUCUCAAAGAUGUCUUUGAACUUUCAAACUACAUUGACAGAAGUCAGCUGAUGGCUUCACUGGGAGGAUACCUUGUGUACUGUCACCAGAGCUGGGCAGUCUUCAUCAAGGAGAUGGACGUAUUUGAGGAGCACUUUGUGUCAGUUGUGAAGCAGUUGCCAGGGUGUCUCUCCUCUCUCCAGACCUUGUCCACACUGCCUCUGCCCAACUCUCUUCCUGAGCUCCAGCUCUUCUGCUCCUCCAAUGAAACCCACUUUCAACAGCUCCAGAGGGACCUGGGCCUUGAUGACCUACUCAGACACUGCAAACUUCUGAUGGAGAAACUAAGAUCGCCUGAUCUUGACCCUCACUUUCAGGCCAUGGCAGGCACUGCACUUUUCACCCUACACUUCUCCAGCAUGCUGCAAUACCACCACAGGAUCUCUACGGCGGUGCAGAAAGUGGAGCUCUUGUGGCAGGAGGUUUUUUCCAAAGCUCGACUCCAGUUACAUGUGUUACAGAUGAGAGAAGCUGCUCUGCAGAUUACAGAGCAGAUUGAGAGCCUUCUCCAGCGCAAGCUCCAGCCGUACAAUAUCCAGAUGGCAAGAGAUGGAACUGAGGCUGAGCGGCUGACCUCAGAGUUCCACUCCUCAGUGUACACUCCAGCCAUGUCUUUGGUGGUUGCUGCUGAGGAGGUGGUGUGCACAUUAACAGAGCAGCUGUGUGAUGCGCUUAGCAAAGAGCGCUGGCUGCUCGACCUGUACAGGCUCAAGGACAAACUUCACUCAACGGUGCAUUUGACUUUGCAGACUUUACAGGCUGUGUCCAAAUACCAUCUAUUCUACAACAAGGCUCAGAGCUGGUAUAAGUUGGUUCUGUCAGAGAACUUCUUACAGAAGCUACUUUCCGAAGUGGACCGACCAAGGAGAAGCUGGGGUACGCUCCCCACCUGGAGGAAAAGGCUCUUUGCUUUCCUGAAAAACAGUCCCCCUCCAGACAUGGAGGAACUGGUUCAUCUGGCCCAUCUUUCUCAAGUCAUCCCUGAUAAACAACUUCAGCAGGAGGGCAGGCAAUUGUCUCAUCGGUGUGUGACCUUGAGACGGAUGAUCAUGUCGUCUGAGCCACUGGCAGUAGCUGAACUCCAAGUGACUCUGCAGUGGCAGUAUGAGUUCCUACAGAGUUCACUGGUCAAACAGAGAGAACACUCCUCCCCCACUGACACCCUGCCCGCCCUGCACACACAGGAGGUUAAUCCCAGAGUGGCACCCCAUACAGCCAAUCGAGUGGACCUCCUCAGACAUGGCACAACUGAAGGGAAACCGUCAUCUCACAGUUCAUUUGACUCAGGAUUUGAAGGAGCUGGAAGCAGCAUGUUAGAAGGACAUACUUUGGCUCCGGACUUUGUAAAACAGACAAUGAACCAGCCCCAGAUCCAGGAGGAGACCAUGUCUAACCUCUCAGAUUCUGGCGGGUUUGGAUCACUUGGAAACUUAUCUAGGCCCACUGUCCGCAUUGCUCCUAACGAAACCGUAAAUUCCCUUGACUUUGAAAUAAAAGUUAAACGGUCAGCUGCAUAUCCCACCAACCCUUGGCUGAGUUUACCAGGCGAUGACUUGGAGAACUCCUACACUGUGACCAUCACAUCAAAGCCAUCACUAGAGCAUAGAGAUGCUUACUUUAGCUCCAAUAGCCAAAAGAACAAAGAACUCUGUCCUGUUACUCCUGCGGCCUCUCUCACUGCCUGGGCACUACACACACAGAGCAGUCUAGAGGACUGUGAGCUGAGCCCCAUGACACAUGUCCUGUCCAGUACGGUCACAGAGCCCAAUGACCAGGCCACAGAGGGGUCUUCCAUGCUCUGGGACUCCUACGACCUCCAUGAACAAUACCUGGAUGUAACAGAGGGUGUGAGUGCUCCUUAUUUGAAGGAUUGGGACAAAAAGGAGGAGGAUAACCUGACUGAGGUGGAGAGAACCCUUGAGCGGACUGACAAGAUCCUAGCAGAGGAGGAGAGUGUCUUGGCGCAAGAGGUUCAGCUGGAUGUUCUGCUGCAGACUGAAGUUGGGCCGCAUCCCUGGGUGGCCUGGAACAAUCAGAUGUCCUUGGAUGAACUGUCAAAAGGCAAUGUUGUGGUACUUAACCAGUUUGGUGUUGAAUCCCAGUUUGAUACAGACUUUGGAGCAAGUCCACAGCCUGGAGACUGGAGAGCCAAACCAGAUCUACUCACAGAGCUCAAAGAUGUCUAUGCUUUGGACAAGAAGAUUUUGGAGGAGAAUUUAAAAAUCCAUCAACUCAGGCAAGAGGAUCGUCCAGGGGAAGUGGCGCAGAGGAGCUCUGACAUGCUCAAUGUGCAGAAUAUCAGGAUGCAGCUCACAACAGAAAAACUAGAGCAGAAAGCUCCAGAGAAAACGUCUGUGAGAAAUUGUCAAGUGAAGAAAUGCAAAGAGCAAGCUACCAGAGUCAUCAGAUGCUCCAUAAUGUCCAGAACAGAGAGUGAAGAAGACCGAAUCCUCUAUAAUGAGCUACUGUCGGGGCAAAGCAGCCCAGAGGGGUCACACUCAAAAGACGAGCCUAGCCAGUCUUGCUCUUCGGAUCCACCCCAGGCUAAGGAAACUGACACAAAAUUACAAGAUGAUGCCACCCAUCCUCCCAAUCAAUCCCCUGUCACUGUUAACAUAGUAGUCUCAUCCAGAAACCCAGCUCAGCCCCCUUCUGCCUCUCUGCCCACUGUGCAAUCUGGAGUGACACCCAGAUCAGAACAGGGAAUUGAAAGAGGGUCAUUAUGUUCCCAGCCCAUACCCAAGCCCAGAAAAAAAGCUCCGUCUCUAAAAAAUCCGACAAAGCAACACAGCACUCAUUGCUCUAAAGAUGGAAGUGUGCCCCCUGUGGAUACUAUGGAUGCAUAUGCAUUCUCUAUGAAUACUGAGGAAGUGACUACUACACCUAUUGUUGACAAAUUAAACUUGGAGGGCACAUCUCCAAUCCCAGUGUCAUCAGAAGUUCUCCUAACUGAGAACAGCGAGGACAAAGGAGGUGCAUCUGCUGAGGGCGGAGGAGAGGUGCUCGCAGAGGACACCGAGGGUGGCGGAGGGGUGCUCGCAGAGGACACCGAGGGUGGCGGAGGGGUGCUCGCAGAGGACACCGAGGGUGGCGGAGGGGUGCUCGCAGAGGACACCGAGGGUGGCGGAGGGGUGCUCGCAGAGGACACCGAGGGUGGCGGAGGGGUGCUCGCAGAGGACACCGACGGUGGUGGACCGGUGCCCGUUGAGGACACCGAGCCGGGAGGCAGUAGACCAACUGAGGACACUGGGGACAGUGGAGCGCCUGCUGAGGACACCGAGCCGGGAGGCAGUAGACCAACUGAGGACACUGGGGACAGUGGAGCGCCUGCUGAGGACACUGGGGACAGUGGAGCGCCUGCUGAGGACACUGGGGACAGUGGAGCGCCUGCUGAGGACACUGGGGACAGUGGAGCGCCUGCUGAGGACACUGGGGACAGUGGAGCGCCUGCUGAGGACACUGGGGACAGUGGAGCGCCUGCUGAGGACACUGGGGACAGUGGAGCGCCUGCUGAGGACACUGGGGACAGUGGAGCGCCUGCUGAGGACACUGGGGACAGUGGAGCGCCUGCUGAGGACACUGGGGACAGACACUAG